AUGGCCGACGAACCGGAAAAGGAGCUCCAAACGCCCGACGCGCUCGCGGCUACUGUCGCGCAACAGGAUGCGCCUUCGCAUAACGUUGCCAAGACACAAGAUAUGCAGCCGAGCGAUAAGAGCGACACUGCCGAGUCGCGCAGCGUUGGAAAUGAAAAGUCGCACGACUCGUCCAACGACCACGAGACGAAUGAGCUCAAGGUUACUGAAACCAACGCUACUGACGCGAGCGUUGGAACAACCGCCACCGGACUACCGCCGCAAGAGAACAAGACAUGGAGACAAAAGCUCAAUCCUCUCCGAUGGGGAGGCAUCCCGGAAAUUCCCCAUGAGCGCAUCGUGUCCCGGGAGUAUGGCGCGAGCAUUUUCAGCAAGCUCUUCUUCAACUGGAUGACGCCUCUAAUGACUACUGGAUACAAGAGACAAUUACAUGAGCGCGAUCUCUGGGCCGUGAACCCCGACCGAGGCGCCGAGGUCCUGACCAACAAGGUGAGAGCAGCGUUCAAGCGCAGGAUUGCCAAGGGUUCCAAGCGCCCGCUCUUAAUGGCCCUUUACGAUAGCUUCACGUUUGAGUUUUGGCUUAGUGGAUUCUGUGCCUUGAUCUCUACCAUGCUCCAAGUCAUUGCGCCAUUUACCCUCCGCUAUCUCAUUCAAUUUGCCACUGAAGCAUACUAUGCCCAUGUCCAACACACCGCCCCGCCGCACAUUGGCGAGGGAGUCGGUCUUGCCGUUGGCAUCACAAUGAUGCAAUUCGUUGGCAGUCUCUGUAUCAGUCAUUUCAUUUACCGUGGCAUGAUGCUGGGAGGUCAGAGUCGUGCCGUCCUCAUCGGCAUGAUCUACGACAAGUCAAUGGUCAUUUCCGGUCGCGCCAAAGCCGGCACGUCCAAAGACGCCCUGUCACCCGAGGAGGGUGGUCCAGAGAAGCCAGAUGCCGAAAAAUCCGGCGAUGGGAAGAAAUCCAAAAAGGAGAGCAAGGCCAAGGGUGGCGCAAUAGCAAAUGAAGUUGGUUGGGCAAACGGUCGCAUUGUCAACCUGAUGAGUGUCGACACCUACCGCAUUGACCAGGCUUGCGCUCUCGGCCACUUCAUCUGGACGGCGCCUAUCGCUUGUAUUGUGACCCUCGUCCUGCUCCUUGUCAACUUGACCUAUAGCGCUUUGGCCGGUUUUGGACUGCUUGUCCUUGGCGUGCCACUUCUCACAAAGGCCAUUCAAAGCCUCUUCGCUCGUCGCAAGAUGAUCAACAAAAUCACGGAUAAGCGAGUGUCCCUGACUCAAGAAAUCAUCCAGUCGGUUCGAUUUGUCAAAUACUUUGGCUGGGAGACGGCCUUUUUGGAGCGCUUAGCCGAGAUCCGCUCCAAGGAAAUCUACGCCAUCCAGAUUCUGUUGGCUACCCGAAAUGCCAUCAACUCGGUCAGCAUGGCCAUGCCGGUUUUUGCCUCGAUGCUCUCUUUCAUCACCUAUCGCCUGACCAACCAUGGCCUUGCUCCCGCCCAAGUCUUUUCCUCACUGGCACUGUUCAACAGUCUUCGAAUCCCACUCAACCUCUUGCCGCUUGUUCUUGGACAGGUCAUCGACGCCAUGUCAUCCAUUGGUCGAGUAGAAGAGUUCCUCCUCGAAGAGGAGCAGGAAGAAGAUAUCGUUAUCAAGGCCGACGGCGAGCACGCUAUUGAAAUGAACAAUGCAUCCUUCACCUGGGAGCGCACCAAGAACAAGGAGACGGAGCUGCCCUCCGACCCUAAGGAGAAAAAGGCUGCUGCCGCUGCUGCUAAGGAGGCUAAGGCGCAGCUCAACUCCACAAAGCCUGCUGAAGAGGAUGGGCCGAAAGAGGCUACCCAUGGUGAGGAGAGAGAGCCGUUUAAGCUCCAGGAUCUCAACUUUACCGCUGGGCGAAAGGAGCUUCUGGCUGUCAUUGGUUCCGUCGGCUGUGGAAAGAGCUCUCUCCUUGCCUCCCUGGCCGGUGACAUGCGCAAGACGGAGGGUGAAGUCGUAUUUGGCGCUUCGAGGGCAUUCUGUCCCCAGUAUGCGUGGAUUCAAAAUACUUCUCUUCAAAACAACAUCACCUUUGGGAAGCCGAUGGAGAAGGCCUGGUACAAGGAAGUCAUCGACGCAUGCGCUUUGAGAUCCGAUCUUGACAUGCUCCCGAAUGGCGAUCAGACCGAAAUAGGUGAGCGUGGCAUUACCAUCUCUGGUGGUCAAAAGCAGCGUCUCAACAUUGCCCGUGCUAUUUACUUCAAUGCCGACAUCGUCUUGAUGGAUGAUCCGCUGAGCGCCGUCGAUGCCCAUGUCGGUCGCCACAUCUUUGACCAUGCUAUCCUCGGUCUUCUCAAGGACAAGUGCCGGAUCUUGGCAACGCAUCAGCUCUGGGUUCUGAACCGCUGCGAUCGGAUCAUCUGGAUGGACGGUGGUAAGAUUCGGGCCAUUGACACCUACGACAACCUCAUGCGCGACGAGGAGGGCUUCCGAGCCUUGAUGGAGACGAACACAGUCGAGAAAGAGGAGGAGGAACUCGAAUUACAGAGCGAGGAGGUGUCUGAGGAGACUGAAGAGGUGACCAAGGUGGAGCGGGUAGAAACCUCGGCCGAGGACCGCGCCAAGAACAAGAAGAACAAGAAGCAGGCCAUGCUCAUGCAGCAAGAAGAGCGAGCGGAAAAGUCCGUCCCCUGGUCUGUUUACGCAGGAUAUGUCCGGGCUUCCGGCAGCAUGUUCAACCUGCCAUUCCUUGCUCUUGUUCUUAUUCUGUCGCAAGGCGCCAACAUUGUCACCAGCCUGUGGCUCUCUUGGUGGACCUCGGACAAGUUUGGCUACUCGGAUGGCGUCUACAUUGGCGUGUAUGCUUCCCUCGGCGCCACUCAAGCCUUUCUCAUGUUUGCCUUUUCCGUCUUGUUAACUGUCCUGGGCACGAAUGCGAGCAAGAGCAUGCUGCGAGAUGCCGUGACACGCGUGCUGCGGGCUCCCAUGUCUUUCUUCGACACGACUCCCCUGGGGCGCAUCACGAAUCGGUUCUCGCGCGAUGUCGAUGUCAUGGACAACAACUUGACGGAUGCCAUUCGAAUGUUCUUCUUCACGCUUGCCAACGUUACGGCCGUCUUCAUCCUCACCAUUGCCUACUACUACUACUUUGCUGCUGCGCUGGUGCCGCUCUACAUUCUCUACAUGAUUGCAGGCACUUACUACCGCUCAUCUGCUCGUGAGGUGAAGCGGUACGAAUCCGUGCUUCGCUCCAGCAUGUUUGCACGGUUUAGUGAGGGCCUGAGUGGUGUAUCUUCCAUCCGAGCCUAUGGACUGCGUGAACGAUUCAUGAACGACUUGCGCAAAUCCAUUGACCAGAUGAAUGGGGCUUACUACCUCACGUUUUCCAAUCAGCGGUGGCUUUCCGUACGACUGGAUAUGAUUGGUAACCUCCUUGUCUUCGUCGUGGCCAUUCUCGUCGUCACAUCUCGCUUCACCGUCAGCCCCUCGACUGGUGGUCUGGUUCUCAGUUACAUGCUGUCGAUUGUGCAGAUGCUGCAAUUCUCUAUCCGUCAACUUGCCGAGAUGGAAAAUGGUAUGAACGCUGUCGAGCGUCUCCGCUACUACGGCCACGAACUGGAAGAGGAAGCCCCUCUUCAUACCAUCGACGUGCGUCCCAGCUGGCCGGAAAAGGGCGAGAUCAAGUUUGAGAACGUGGAGAUGCGGUACCGCCCCAACCUCCCUUUAGUUCUCAAGGGCCUCUCUAUUCACGUUGAGGGUGGAGAGCGUAUCGGCGUUGUGGGACGGACUGGUGCGGGCAAGUCGUCCAUUAUGAGCACGCUGUUCCGCCUCGUUGAAAUUUCCAGCGGCAAGAUCACCAUCGACGGGCUCAACAUUUCCACUAUCGGACUCGGCGACCUUCGCAAACGUCUCGCCAUCAUCCCGCAGGACCCAACACUCUUCCAGGGCACGGUACGCUCCAACUUGGAUCCGUUCCAGGAGCAUGAUGACCUCGCGCUAUGGUCUGCCCUGCGGCAGGCCGAUCUCGUCAGUGCGGACGCGACUCUGGAGGACCGGUCUGACCCAUCGCGCAUUCACCUAGACAGCAUUGUCGAGGACGAGGGUCUCAACUUUUCGCUCGGGCAGAGGCAGCUCAUGGCGCUCGCACGUGCGCUGGUACGCGGCGCGCAGAUCAUUGUAUGCGACGAGGCGACGUCGAGUGUCGACAUGGAUACGGACGACAAGAUCCAGCGGACCAUGGCGACAGGCUUCCGCGGCAAGACGCUGCUGUGCAUUGCGCACCGUCUGCGCACCAUCAUUGGCUACGACCGCAUCUGCGUCAUGGACGCUGGUCGCAUCGCGGAGCUGGACACCCCCGCGAAUUUGUACCGCAAGCCCGACGGCAUCUUCCGCGGCAUGUGUGAUCGCAGCGGCAUCAGUCUGGGGGAUAUCGAGACAGCGGCGCAGACCAUGGCCGCCAUUGACAGCAGCACCAGCGCAACUCCGCGCAUCGCCGAAUCGAGCGAGUAG
Messenger RNA from Cordyceps fumosorosea ARSEF 2679, 4479 nucleotides. Its product is annotated as multidrug resistance-associated protein 5. NCBI's taxonomy places the organism in Eukaryota, Fungi, Ascomycota, Sordariomycetes, Hypocreales, Cordycipitaceae. The record is from RefSeq and is a predicted model, not a curated record. Gene Ontology annotation, biological process: transmembrane transport. The coding region runs from base 1 to 4479 and encodes 1492 amino acids. Gene Ontology annotation, molecular function: ATP binding; ABC-type transporter activity; ATP hydrolysis activity. The transcript is spliced from 2 exons. Gene Ontology annotation, cellular component: membrane.